UCUAUCUGUCUGUCUGUCUGUCUGUCCGUCUUUCUAUCUAUUGUGACCUUUAACGAUCAUAACACAAAUAAAUUAUUUAGAUCUAGACCUUGUUUUCAUUAAAAUGACUUUGCAUAAUACUUUAUAUAGUCUAAAGUUGGAGUCAAAAUGGGACUUUUCUUUUCUUCUAAGAUUUCUUCAUAACCUUUUAGAGGGGAUCUCCAGCUGAACAGAAGUGCACAGAAGCAUCAUGCAGCACCGUGCGAAUUCAAAACCAAAUGUAAGCAGCAAUGGUCCCGUCAGCUAAUUGGAUUCAGUACUGUAUGUGGCUCCUCCUCCAACUGAUGCUUCGCAGCCUUCAAACACACUAGUGUGUGCCAUAACAACACCACUGCUCCUUCAAAGUUGGGGGCGCAUUUUCAACAGUGAACGCAACAAUUUGGGAACUCGUCUGUGCCUUUUUAGUAACAUUGUGAACAGAAUAAAGCAGCCAAACAGUGGCUUUUGUUUGCAAAGGAACGUUUCCCCUUGCUUUCAGCCUUGUGGACAAUAUGAAGUGCAGUUAUGGCAAAAAGUGGUAAAUCCGUGGUGAGGACCCUGGAGGAUUUGACGCUGGAUUCGGGUUACGGUGGAGCCGCGGACUCCUUCAGGUCAUCCAGCUUGUCUCUGUGCUGCUCCGAGGCGCACAUCCCCUAUGCGCAUGGAGGGCACUGCUGGCAUCUGACCGACUCCAUGCGCAGUCGACAUAACAGCCUAGACACCGUCAACACCGUCCUGGCUGAAGACGGCGAGACCCUGGAGUGUUCCGGACACUGUGCGAAACUUCCCGAGCUUGAGGAUGUGCCCUGGAGCCUCGGGGAGGUGGAGAACGCGCUCAACAAGGAGGAAGAGUUGAGGUUCGGCACCGUGUCCGCGGAUCUGCUAGCGCGCCUCUCCACGCUCGUGAGCCGCGCGCUGGUGAGGAUCGCCAGGGAAACGCAGCGGCUGAGUUUGCGCUACGGCAAAUGUACCAAAUACGAAGUCCAAAGUGCCAUCAAGAUGAUCUUAUCGUGGACCGUCUCGGUCAACUGCAUCGCCGCGGCGCUCAGCGCGCUGUCCAUGUACAACAUGAGCACCGAGGAUAAAUUCAGCCGGGGGAAAUCGGAGAGAUGCGGCUUGGUCUUCUCCGUGGGGAGGUUCUUCAGGUGGAUGGUGGACAGCAGGGUCGCGGCGCGCAUCCACGAGCAUGCGGCCAUAUACCUGACCGCCUGUAUGGAGAGCCUCUUCCGAGAGGUCUUCACCCGGGUGUUGAAUAGCUCGGUGGUGGAAAAGGAUAACGGGAUCCCCAAAUUCACACUGGAAUCCUUUGAGCAGGCUCUGAGCAAUGAUUCAGAGUUGUACGGCCUCCUUUUGCCCUAUCAGCACCUCACAUGUGGGAAAAAUGCCAAUGGAAUCCUCAGUUUGCCGGACAGUUUGAGCCUGCACAGGAACCAGCAGCGCUCAAAUAAAGCUGGAGAUGCCUACAGUCAGUCCGAGCAGCGUACUAUUGAGCAGUCCCUGCUGGCCACACGAGUGGGGAGCAUCGCUGAGCUCAGUGAUUUAGUGUCCAGAGCCAUGCAUCACCUCCAGCCUCUGAGCAUAAAGAACCACAGCAACGGCACUCCGCUCCCUCAGAAGAGCAGCCUGAUCCACUGGGAGCCCGAGGCUUUAUAUACGCUCUGCUACUUCAUGCACUGCCCUCAGAUGGAGUGGGAGAACCCCAACGUAGAGCCAUCCAAAGUCACCUUACAGACCGAGAGGCCGUUUCUCGUACUGCCUCCUCUGAUGGAGUGGAUUAGAGUAGCUUUGGCACAUGCAGAGCACCGCCGCAGCUUUUCAGUGGAUAGCGAUGAUGUUCGGCAGGCGGCCAGACUCCUGCUGCCCGGGGUGGAUUGUGAACCCCGCCAGCUGAAGACUGAUGACUGUUUCUGCGUGUCACGUAAGCUGGAUGCUGCUUCUACCGAGGCCAAGUUCCUGCAGGACCUGGGCUUCCGCAUGCUCAACUGUGGCCGCACUGACCUGGUCAACCAGGCCAUCAACUUACUAGGACCCGGUGGAAUCAACAGUAUGAGUGAACAGGGCAUGACCCCUCUGAUGUACGCAUGUGUUCGCGGUGACGAAGCCAUGGUUCAGAUGCUUCUAGAUGCAGGAGCCGACAUCAACAGUGAGGUGCCAAACACAGUGCAAAAGUACCCCUCAGUCUUCCCAGAGACCCGGCAGGCCACACCUCUCACCUUCGCCGUACUUCACCAGCACAUCCCCGUGGUGCAGUUGCUUCUGGAUGCUGGAGCUAAUGUGGAGGGCUCUCUGCAGGACGGGAUGGAGAACUACACUGAGACGCCGUUGCAGUUAGUUUCCGCCGCAGGGAACUUUGAGCUGGUCAGUCUGCUUUUGGAGAGAGGAGCAGACCCCAUGGUUGGGACCAUGUACCGCAACGGCAUCUCUACCGCACCUCACGGGGACAUGAACUCCUACAGUCUGGCCGCAGCGCAUGGGCACAGGAACGUGUUCUGCAAGCUUCUGUCGCAGUCGGAAAAGGGGAAGGCAGAUGUUCUGUCUCUACAGGAGAUCUUGGCUGAGGGAUCAGAGAUGGAAGAGAGGAAUUCCCUGAAGAUGGAAGCAACCCGCACGGGGAAGGCCAAACUCAAAGCUCUGAGAGAGGCGAUGUAUCACAGCUCUGAACACGGCUAUGUCGACAUUACAUUGGACAUCAGAAGUCUAGGGGUGCCCUGGACGCUGCAUACAUGGCUGGAGUCCCUGCGAACCUGUUUCCUGCAGCACCGGCGGACGCUGAUCCAGGGUCUGCUGAAAGAGUUCAGCUCUAUUGAAGAGGAGGAGUACACAGAGGAACUCAUAACACACGGCCUCCCACUCAUGUUCCAGAUCCUGCGUGCCAGCAAGAAUGAAGUGAUUAGUCAGCAGCUGGCAAUGAUAUUUACUCAGUGCUACGGACCAUAUCCGAUCCCCAAACUUACAGAGAUCAAGAGGAAACAGACGUCAAGACUGGAUCCUCAUUUUCUAAACAACAAGGAGAUGUCAGAUGUGACCUUCCUGGUGGAAGGAAAGCCAUUCUACGCUCACAAAGUUUUGCUCUUCACCGCCUCCAACAGGUUUAAAUUACUUCUGGCAAACAGACCAGCUGCUGAGAACACCUGUAUCGAAAUCAGCCAUGUCAAAUACAAUGUAUUUCAGCUGGUGAUGCAGUAUCUGUACUGUGGUGGAACGGAUUCACUUCACAUCAGAAACACUGAGGUUAUGGAUCUCCUCUCUGCAUCUAAGUUCUUCCAACUGGAGGCUUUACAGAGACACUGUGAGAUCAUCUGCGCCAAGAACAUCAACACUGAAACUUGUGUGGAGAUCUACAACCAUGCUAAAUUCCUAGAGACACCUGAGCUGUCGACCUACAUCGAGGGCUACUUUCUGAAGAACAUGGCAGUUCUCAUAGAGCUUGAGCCAUUUAAACAGUUGCUCUAUAACAACCCGGUGGAGAACUGCUGCCCCGACGUGUUGCGUGAUCUGGAGAAGACGCUGGCCACGCGCAUUCGCUCCAUUCAUCUGUCCUCCUCGAAGGGAUCCAUCGUCUAAAACUGCCUCCAGACUUCAUCAAAGCAUGCUGAGAUCCAAACACGUGCACUUCCUUCAGGACUCUAGCAGUGCGGUGUAAAUGUAUUCAUUCAGUGGCAGUAGCAAUGCACUCGUAGUUCUCCAUCUAGGACUGUGGUGAUCUAUUCUCAACAGACUUGAUCUAUGCUUUACGUGACAGCCAUAAAGGAAACAAUGCCAUUUUACAUUUCUUCUCCAAAUUGAAUAACACCUGUGACAGAUAAUGGUUUUCUUAGAUGCAGUACCUUUACUAACCUUGGAAUUUUGCAAUUCCAGUAACUCAUUUUGAAGCACUAUGAGCAGCAAAUGUGACGUGACCCAAAAAAAGUGGCACUGUUGAGAUCGCUACAGCAAGCAGGUCACGUUUUUUUGGUACAUCAUGGCUUAGGGGUACAAGGGGUUAGUCCUCUGGAAUAGAAAACAACUCAAUCAUUGUCAGCACUGAUUAUAGAUGUUACUAAAUAUGCUUCCUAGAUUUGUAUUUUCGAGCAUUGAGAUGAUGCUUCUUCACAGUUGUACAGAUACUGCUCUUGUUAUCAGUAACCAUAUGUUUAAAAUGUGGGCAGAGAAUGUGGCUGCCAGUGUAAAUACUGACGGGAAUCUCUCAUAUGGAGUAGUUUGAUCUCCAGCUGUACGUAGAUGUAUAUAAGAUGUCAUCAUCUUUAGACUUCUGUCAAGAACUCACAAUAAUGUAUUAUAGAAGUGUUCUUGAAGUCUUGUUAACUGUUGUAAAUGUAGAUGAGCAUGUAAGUAUUUUCAUGCUUGGGUUUUGUUGAUGUCGUCAUGUCUUGCAUUGACUUUACACUCUUCUGUGUGUGCGGGGGUCUGUUUUGUCUAGGAAAAUGAACUAUUAUCAGCAUGGAGUUGCAGAAUUGUAGCUGUGAAUCCCCUGAAAUGACUGAUUCAGAAUGUGCCUGCAAUGUUCUGAUGUGCUGUGUCUCUAAUGACAUUUGUGUCACUUGAUGACUAAAUCAGUGUUCUUUAUAAAGAUUACUACAAAAUA
Molecule: messenger RNA, 4603 nt
Organism: Carassius auratus (goldfish)
Lineage: Eukaryota; Metazoa; Chordata; Actinopteri; Cypriniformes; Cyprinidae
Gene: abtb3b
Product: BTB (POZ) domain containing 11b
Exons: 17
Coding region: 544-3582 (1012 amino acids)
Cellular component (GO): nucleosome
Molecular function (GO): DNA binding; protein heterodimerization activity; structural constituent of chromatin
Source: RefSeq, a predicted model, not a curated record